This is a messenger RNA of Gracilinanus agilis (Agile Gracile Mouse Opossum), 3930 nucleotides long. RefSeq names its product centrosomal protein 85 (gene CEP85). The transcript has 13 exons. Gene Ontology annotation, cellular component: centrosome. NCBI's taxonomy places the organism in Eukaryota, Metazoa, Chordata, Mammalia, Didelphimorphia, Didelphidae. The record is from RefSeq and is a predicted model, not a curated record. The coding region runs from base 1 to 2295 and encodes 764 amino acids.
AUGGCUGUGCAGGAGAAAUACCCAGGUGGGAGGAUUUCCCAAACCAGUCCAACAGAUUCCAAUUUGAUUCAGAAGGGCAGUUCCCUGGGGACCGAAUGGCAGACCCCAGUCAUCUCUGAGCCAUUCCGAAGCCGCUUUGGCCGCUGCUCAAGCAUGGCUGACAGUGGAGACACGGCCAUCGGCACAUCGUGUUCAGACACCGUUGAGGAUUUUUGCAUGAGUGGCAGUUCAUCUUUCCAGCCCAUCAAAAGUCAAGUAACCAUUCCUACAGCCCAUGUGAUGCCAUCUACUUUGGGGACCUCACCAGUCAAGCCAACUUCCACACAUACGGGGCUCCUUUCCUCCAAACUGCCUGUGUCAGGACUGUCUGAAAACGUGGGGCUGCCAAGGAAUGGAGACCUCAGCACUAUGAAGAGGUCUCCAGGCCUCCCUCGGGAUCUCAUGUACCUCUGUGGAACUUCUGGGGAAAAUGGAAUUGAACAGUCCUGGUUUCCUGCUUUGGGCCAUGAAAGAGAGGAAGAGAUGAGGAAGUUUGAUACACCCAACAUGGAGCCCACCCUCAACCAGUCACUAUUGAUGGAAACACUGUAUUCAGAUCCCUACUACCGAUUCCACCUGCAAAAUCCAACAGCUGAGACAGGCAAGGAGUUGUACAAGGUGCUGCCUGAGACUAAGAAAGCCCCAGGGAUUGGGGCUGGAUGGGAGAGAAAUGGAACCCAUCCCAUUGCUGGUGGGCUGCUUCAGUCAGCAUCUGGCUUCCCUAAACCUCUCCAGUCGCAGGUGUGGUCACAAGGCCCUGAUACUUGGCAUUCUCCGGAACAAUCUUGUGAACUUGGCACAUGUCGACAGCAGCUGGAGCCAAUUCGGUUACAGAUGGAACAAAUGAAGCUCCAGAAUGGAGCCACUUGUCACCACCCCACUGCUUAUGCUCCAUCUCUGUCAGCCUUGGAGCCAGCCCAGUGGGUGAGCAUCCUGAACAGCAACGAGAGCCUCCUGAAGGAGAAGGAGCUCCUUAUUGACAAGCAGAGGCAGCAUAUUUCUCAGUUGGAACAAAAAGUUCGUGAGAGUGAGCUUCAGGUCCACAGUGCCCUGUUGGGCCGCCCUGCCCACUAUGGGGAUAUCUGCAUGCUGAGACUGCAGGAAUUGCAGAGAGAGAACACUUUCCUCCGAGCACAGUUUGCUCAGAAGACAGAAAUUCUCAGUAAAGACAAGAUGGAACUUGAAAAGAAACUCUCUGCCUCAGAAGUGGACGCCCAGCUCAUCCGAGAGUCUCUUAGGGUGGCACUGCAGAAACAUUCAGAAGAAGCAAAGAAGCAAGAAGAAAGGGUCAAGGGACGGGACAAACACAUUAACAAUCUGAAAAAGAAAUGUCAGAAGGAAUCAGAGCAGAAUCGGGAGAAACAGCAGCGCAUUGAGACCCUGGAGCGCUAUCUGGCUGACCUGCCCACACUGGAAGAUCAUCAGAAGCAGAGUCAGAAGCUCCGGGAAUUAGAGCUGAAGAGCUCCGACCUGCAAGAGCAAGUGACCAACCUGGAGAGAAAGCUGGGAGAGGCCCGGGCAAGUUGCAAGGAGCGGGAAUCCCAACUGGAAAGCCUGAAACAGAGUGAACAGGAGCUCCUGUCCAGGAUACACAGUUUGCAGGAUAAGCAAUGUUCGAAGAAGACCAGCGGAGGGAGUCUGGUUCAACAAGUGGAAAGCCCCAAAGUGGAGUCUGAAUCUUUGCAGAAGGAGUGUGAUUGCCUUAGGAAGAUUGUAGAUAAGCAACAGAAGAAGAUAGAUGAGUUGUGUUCACAAGUGAAGAGCCUGGAGGCAGAAGUGGCCCAAGAAGAAGGAGCUGGUCAAGCCCUGAAGGAAGAGGCCAGAAGGAGGGAAAAUGCCUUGGAACAGCUACGCUUGGCAGUAAAGGAGCUUUCAGUACAGAACCAGGACCUGAUUGAGAAGAACUUGACCCUCCAGGAGCACCUUCGCCAGGCCCAGCCAGCUUCUUUGGCCACUACAGACACAGCCCAGCUGGUCCAUGAGCUACACCAGGAGCUGAGCAGCUGCCUGCAAGAUCUUCAGGCUGUGUGCAGUAUUGUGACCCAGAGGGCCCAGGGCCGAGACCCCAACCUUUCCCUUCUCCUGGGCAUCCAUUCUAUGCCCCUCCCAGGGACGGAGCUAGAUUUGCAGAAGCCAGAUGUGAUCAUCAAAAAGCUAGAAGAAGUCCGACAAUUGCAUCGUGACAUCGAGGAGUUACGUACCACCAUGUCUGACAGAUAUGCUCAGGACAUGGGAGAAAACUGCAUCACCCAGUGAGGAUAUAGGAAAUAGAGGAAGGAACCAGGCAAAGGAGAGGCAAGGCCUCUCAAUAUGCCUUGUCCUUCAGGAGCAUAUUUAUAAGCACUUGCCACUACUCUUUUGCCCCUGGGUGGUGAUGAGGAAGGCCAAAUUAAUCAUUAACUUGGCCUUCCCUGAGCACAACCUGCAGUCCAGGAAAACCUUGUUCUGGCCCCUGUUGCCUUGAUACUCCAUCCUUACAGAUGGAAGCCAGGAUCAUCCUUCCACUGUUUUACCCACAGCUUUCUUUAAGAGGCUGAUAGAAUGAAGCCCUGGUCAUUUGCUAUGAUUGCCCUCAGAUCAUUAACAACAAGGACUUUCCAUGCUGCCCCCCCACCCCUUCUCCCUUAGAUGACAGAAUUAUUUUAGGAUUGUGGUGCCCAGUCAUACAGCUCCAUCUUUUCACCUCAGGGUUAACUAAUGGGUGAGAUGGGCCCUUCCCAUCUGUACAGCCCAGGAGCCUCCCAAAUGCCUCAGGAUCUUUCGUUCAGCAAAGUCUCCAUAGCAUUGUAAAGGAGAAGUAGAUAAUUUGUCACUCUUGUGCCUUAAUUUCUCCUCCCUGCCACCUCUCAUCCCCAACUAAGUUUUCCCCAAAGCACCACUCAGAUCACAUUUUCAACCUGGACUUGUAGGUGUAUCUCUGAGGAGCAGACAAAAUCCUCCUCUCUUUCUUUUUGUUUUCUAGUCUCUGCAAACAGUUGGGUACUGGAUGCUGACUUUGGGAGGACUGGGGCAGCUGGUCUUCACCAUCCUUCUGAAGGGCAUCUGCUCUUCUGUGGCUCUUAAUUUGGGGAGAGUGCUUGGAACCAGUAGGCAGAGGCUUCUGCUUCCCUUUUCUCCGCUCUCCCUUCCUCUGGCUACCUCAACCCAGGGAGCUGUGGGCAAGCUGCCUGGGUUCUUGGGGAGUCUCUUCUCCCUCCUUUCCUGCCCUUUUACAGGGCUGGAAAAGCCCUUCCCAUCCUGGGGAAGGCCCAAGUGUGUUGGUGCCCUGGAAAGCCCAACACUCUAAUGCCCACACAGGCCUUGGCACCUCAGGUUCUAGAUUUUUAUCAGUUUCCAUUUUGAUUUUUAGUUCCUGGUGCAGGUUGGGUUUGAGUUUGAGUCAUUCACAGGGGCUGGUUAUGUUGGGUUUUUUCUUCUUUGGGGGAAGCCUUGGAUCAAUCCCCCUUUUCACCUUGGACUCAUUUGUGUCUGGAUCUUUGUGUUUGUCCUAGGCUUAUGUGCCUAGCUUAGGGCUGACCCUGGAUGCUGUGGGGCACCGCUGAGGCCUUAAUGGCAUCUGUGGGUGCCCAUCCUUGCUGCUCCAGUAGCUUGCACAACCCUGAUUUUCUAAUCUUCUGGUCAGUGAGCAGAUGAGCUACAGCCCUUCAGAGACACUCUUCUCCAGUUUUGUGUUGAAUUUCUAGAAUGUGUUUGGGGAAAGCUGCUCGCCCAGCCCCUGCCCUCUGCCAGGCCGCAGGCACCCUGCUUUUGCAGAGCCACCUGCAGCUUGGGAGCAGUGCAGACCUCAGGGCUGUUAUUCCUCGGCGCAUCGAUAAGCACAAGUCGUAUUUAUAUGAAUCUUUGUUAUACGGACCCGUUUGUAUUGACUAUUUUGAUUAAAAAAUAAAGAUC